Acanthosepion pharaonis is the source of this 666-nucleotide messenger RNA. The record is from the annotation of a GenBank genome assembly. NCBI's taxonomy places the organism in Eukaryota, Metazoa, Mollusca, Cephalopoda, Sepiida, Sepiidae.
AUGAUUUUACUGUUCUCUCUCUCUCUCUCUCUCUCUCUCUCUAACAAUCUCUUGUUUUCUCUUCUAACUUUUUCAUAUGCCCUCUAUUCUUCUUACUCUAUCUUUUUCCAUCACUCUUUUUCAAGUUCUGGGCUUACUCUUUCACAUUUUUCUUCUUUUUUUCUCUUCAUCUUUCUCUUCGUUCCUCUCUUACUCUUCCUCUAUUCUAUUACUCUCUCUCUUUCUCUCUCAUCUAUUAUGUUUUAUUUUCUCUUUAUUCUGUUACUCUCUUUCUCUUUAUUCCUGUUUUAUAGUUUUGAUGUCUCUCUUUCAUUGAAUGUUUUGUCUACACUCUUCCUCUCAAUUCUAUUACACACACACUCACUCACUCCCUCUUCUUCCUCUGUCUCCAUUAUGCUCUUUUUCUUAAAUCAUGCCUUCACUUUUCACUCUCUUCAAAUGUUUUGUCUCUCUUUCUCUCUCUCUUCCCAAUUUCUCUAUCAUUUACACACUUUUCUCUUAUUUUCUUUCUUUUUUACCUUCUUAACUUUCUCUGUAUCACUGCCUCCUAUAUCUUUCGUUUCCUCCUCUAAUUAUAUCACCAUUACUCUCUCUCUGCUUUCUUCCUUUCUCUCUUUCCUUUCCCUCUUUUUCUCCCUAUUUCAUUCUCACCAUCCUUUCUUUUAA